This is a messenger RNA of Coregonus clupeaformis (lake whitefish), 1474 nucleotides long. Its product is annotated as WD repeat and FYVE domain-containing protein 2. The record is from RefSeq and is a predicted model, not a curated record. Gene Ontology annotation, molecular function: protein binding; metal ion binding. The transcript is spliced from 13 exons. The coding region runs from base 140 to 1342 and encodes 400 amino acids. Lineage: Eukaryota; Metazoa; Chordata; Actinopteri; Salmoniformes; Salmonidae.
GCAGCAUCUUUGGCUGUCACAACACACGGUGUGCUGUGUUCAAAGUGCUGUUACAAUCUCGAAUACCUAUGCGGCUCGACUAGGGUGUUAUGUUACGGAUAGCCAAAACCGGCGAAGGAGCUAGGCCUAUACCUCCGGCAUGGCGGCAGAAAUACAACCCAAACCGCAGACUCGGACGCCUGUUCUGCUCAACAAAAUCGAGGCUUCCCAAGAUGUUGUGAACACGGCGGUCAUAAUUCCAAAGGAGGACGGGGUGAUCAGCGUCUCCGAGGACAGGACGAUCCGGAUAUGGCUGAAGAGAGACAGUGGCCAGUACUGGCCCAGCGUUUACCACACAAUGCCAGCUUCUUGCUCCUGUAUGUCCUUUAACCCAGAGACCAGGAGGCUGUCUGUGGGGAUGGAGAAUGGAACCAUCUCUGAGUUCAUCCUGUCAGAAGACUACAACAAGAUGACCCCGGCACAGACCUAUCUGGCCCACCAGGGCAGAGUGACAGUGGUGCUGUUUGUGUUGGAGAUGGAGUGGGUCCUCAGUACAGGACAGGACAAGAACUUCACCUGGCACUGCUCUGAGAGUGGAACAAAGCUUGGGUUAUACCGCACCACCGCCUGGGUCUCUGGACUACAGUUCGACGUGGAGACGAGGCACGCCUUUGUGGGUGACUACUCUGGUCAGGUGACCAUCCUAAAGCUGGAGCAGGACAGCUGUAGUCUGGUCACCACCUUCAAAGGACACACAGGCAAUGUGACAGCGCUGUGUUGGGACCCGGUCCAGAGAGUGUUGUUUUCCGGCAGCUCCGAUCACUCCAUCAUCAUGUGGGACAUCGGGGGACGCAAAGGUACCGCCAUCGAACUUCAGGGACACAAUGAGAAGGUCCAGGGCCUAUGCUACGCGCCACACACACGUCAGCUGAUAUCCUGCAGCUCAGAUGGUGGCAUCGUCAUCUGGAACAUGGACUUGACCAGACAGGAGACCCCAGAGUGGCUGGACAGUGACUCGUGUCAGAAGUGUGAGCAGCCAUUCUUCUGGAACUUCAAACAGAUGUGGGACAGUAAGACGAUCGGCCUGCGCCAGCACCACUGCAGGAAGUGUGGGCAGGCAGUGUGUGGGAAGUGCUCGGCCAAGCGCUCCACCAUCCCUCUCAUGGGCUUCGAGUUCGAGGUGCGGGUGUGUGACAGCUGCCACGAGUCCAUCACGGACGAGGACCGGGCGCCCACGGCGACAUUCCAUGACAGCAAACAUAGCAUAGUUUACAUGCACUACGAGCCUACCACAGGCUGGCUGCUGACCUCUGGGGCAGACAAGGUUGUCAAGCUCUGGGACAUGACUCCAGUGGUGUCCUGAAGGUCAUCGUUGACAUUGGAGCAUCAUGGAGCUCCAUCCACCUAUCAGCAGAUCCUUCUGCUCCUGCAUCUUGCACUCCAAGGCCCUGUGGAAGUCUCGUUCCUGUUGCUUCAUCUCCUCCUUCAUCUUCUC